Pediculus humanus corporis (human body louse) is the source of this 1605-nucleotide messenger RNA. Its product is annotated as Prolyl 4-hydroxylase alpha-1 subunit precursor, putative. Bases 1 to 1605 code for a protein of 534 amino acids. The record is from RefSeq and is a predicted model, not a curated record. Gene Ontology annotation, cellular component: endoplasmic reticulum. Gene Ontology annotation, molecular function: iron ion binding; procollagen-proline 4-dioxygenase activity; L-ascorbic acid binding. Gene Ontology annotation, biological process: peptidyl-proline hydroxylation to 4-hydroxy-L-proline. Lineage: Eukaryota; Metazoa; Arthropoda; Insecta; Psocodea; Pediculidae. The transcript has 5 exons.
AUGCAACAAUUUUUUCUCCUUGUUUAUUCGUUUACGCUCCUCGCGAGUCGAUCGUCAUGCGAAUUGUUCACGGCUCUAGUCGACAUGGAAGAACUGCUACAAACGGAAGCCGUUUUGAUGAACACUCUCGAGGGUUACAUAUCGGUGACGGAAAGGAAAUUGGAAAGACUGAGAAGACAUUUGGAAGAGUUUAGGAAGGAACACGAUCAGGCAAGCAGAGGAGUUCAGGAAUAUCUAUCGAAUCCGAUAAAUGCUUAUCUACUCACGAAAAGACUGACGAGCAACUGGAAAGAAGUUGAAACAUUAAUGACGGACGAUGUAGGAUUCGAAUUCGUGGAUAACAUAACAAACUACAGAUCGGAAAAUUUGCUCAAAUUUCCAACGGACGAAGAUUUAAACGGUGCCGCCGUCGCUCUCAUGCGUCUUCAAGACACGUACAAAUUGGACACGUCUUCGGUUGCGAGAGGAGAACUCAACGGCGUUCAAUACAGCACGCAACUCUCCGCGGGCGAUUGUUUCGAAUUGGGCAGGCAAUCGUAUCAGAACAAAGACUACUACCACACGGUUUUGUGGAUGACGGAAGCCAUGGAUAGGUAUCACGAAGAAGUGAACAAAACGACGGCGAAGGGAGACAUACUCGAGUACCUGGCAUUUUCUACCUACAUGCAGGGUAACAUAAGGAGAGCGUUGCAAAUGACGAACGAACUCCUCGAACUCUAUCCGAACCACGAGAGAGCUCAGGGUAAUAAAAUAUACUACGAAGACGCGCUACAACAGAGCAAAGGCCAGAAGAAAAAGGGAGACGACGGCGACGAAAUAGUCAUAGAGAAAAAUACAAAUUCGAAAUAUUACAAGGGGAGAGGAAUGUACGAGAAAUUGUGUCGGAACGAAGUCGGUUUGAGCGAGAAAAUGAAAGCCAAACUCAAAUGCAGGUACGUCGAUUUCGGACGACCCUUUCUCAUGUUGGCAAAAGUGAAAGAAGAAGAAGCUUUUCUCGAUCCGAGAAUCGUUUUGUACCACGACGUUUUAUCGGAUAGAGAAAUCAAAACGAUACAACAGUUGGCAGUACCGAGAUUUAAAAGAGCAACGGUGCAAAAUUCUGAAACUGGAAAAUUGGAAGUCGCUCAUUACAGAAUCAGCAAAUCCGCGUGGCUAGAAGACGUGGAUCAUCCGUACGUGGCAAAAGUGAGUCAAAGAGUAGAAGAUAUAACGGGUUUAAAUAUGGCAACAGCGGAAUCGUUACAAGUCGUCAAUUACGGUAUCGGCGGUCAUUACGAACCCCAUUUUGAUUUUGCAAGGAAAGAAGAAAAAAAUGCGUUUCAAUCAUUGGGAACCGGAAAUAGAAUCGCGACCAUAUUAUUUUAUAUGAGCGACGUGAGUCAAGGAGGUGCGACUGUUUUUCCAGGAAUAAAAGUUUCCCUUUGGCCUAAAAAGGGAACGGCCGCUUUCUGGUAUAAUUUGAGGAAAAAUGGCGAAGGAGAUUAUCUCACGAGGCAUGCAGCAUGUCCGGUAUUAACAGGGUCGAAAUGGGUUUGUAAUAAAUGGAUACACGAAAGAGGACAAGAAUUUCGAAGGCCGUGCGGAUUAACAGAACACGAAGUUUAA